Molecule: messenger RNA, 1530 nt
Organism: Gryllus bimaculatus (two-spotted cricket)
Lineage: Eukaryota; Metazoa; Arthropoda; Insecta; Orthoptera; Gryllidae
Source: the annotation of a GenBank genome assembly
UCGCGCGACUGCAGCGAAAUCCGGGCCACCCCGCCGCGCCGCGCCGCGCCGUUGGCUCAUUGCCGCAAUGACGAGGCCGCGCAGCAACGUCGGGUCGCCCAGGGAGGCGACAACACUCGCUGCUCCUCCCCUCGUACGUCACAAUUGCACAGGACUCUAAGAAUCCAGUCACCUGAAGGGACAAAACGAAUUGAUGUUGAACCCUCAGACACUAUUCUGCAGCUUUUUGAGAAGGUACAUGACAAAUUUGAACUGAGUGGUUAUGCUUUUGCUUUGUAUCGGCAGCGAGGAUGCAAAGAUGAGUUGAUAUCCACUCGUACUAGGACAAUUCGUGGAUCUGGCUUAUGUCAUGGUGAUAUGCUGUAUAUGGCCCCUUUAAAUGGAGCAUUGCUGUGGUCACAAGAACCAUCUCCUAGGCCGAGUACAAGUUCUGCUGGAACAGUUUCAAAAACCUCUUCAUAUGGUGAUGUAGUCUCUAAUGAUGUUCAAUCAUCUAACCAAUCUACUUCCCAAAAGUCUACAUCAGGUCUGCAAGAAGAUGAUGUUGAUUUGGAACUGUUUAAAUUGGAUGGCAAAGUCCAACGUAAAAGAGAUGAAAAAUUGUGUCGUCAUGGAUCCAAUGGCUGUUGUGUCCAUUGCUCACCACUUGAGCCUUUUGAUGAAGCUUAUUUAAAGGACCAAAAUAUAAAACAUUUAUCUUUUCACGCUUAUCUUAGAAAACUGUUUGCAGGGGUGGAUCGGGGCAAGUUUGUUUCUUUAGAAGACAUUAGCUGUCGAAUCAAAACCGGAUGCAAAGAUCAUCCUCCUUGGCCCAAAGGUAUCUGCUCAAAAUGUCAGCCGAAUGCAAUCACUUUGAAUCGUCAGAUAUAUCGUCAUGUUGAUAAUGUAAUGUUUGAAAAUCCACAUUUAGUGGAAAGGUUUCUAAAUUAUUGGCGCAGCACAGGCCAUCAACGUAUUGGGUUUCUAUAUGGAAAUUAUGGAAUUCAUGCUGAUGUUCCUCUUGGUAUUCGAGCCUCCGUGGCUGCUAUUUAUGAACCUCCUCAAGAAAGUACUCGUGAUUCUGUGGUUUUGCUUCCAGAUGAAAAAGAAGGUUUGGUAGAAGAACUUGCUAGACAACUUGGACUGCGCCGUAUUGGGUGGAUUUUUACUGAUCUCAUUGCGGAUGAUGUUAAAAAAGGAACAGUAAAACAUGUGAGAAAUAUAGAAUCUCACUUUUUAUCUGCAGAAGAGUGUAUUAUGGCUGGCUAUUUCCAAAACAAGCAUCCUAACCCUUGUCGGUUCUCUCCUGUUGGAAAUUUUGGAUCCAAGUUUGUGACAGUAUGUGUUACAGGAGAUGCUAGUAAUCAAGUCCACAUGGAAGGUUAUGGUGUUAGCAACCAAUGUAUGGCCCUUGUUCGAGAUAAUUGCCUCGUUCCCACUAAAGAUGCUCCAGAACUUGGCUACAUCAGAGAAUCUUCUGACAAACAGUAUGUUCCAGAUGUUUAUUACAAGUAUGAAGAUGAGUGUCUGAGAAUGGAUGCUGCAUCGUAG